AUGAUCUUGCUUCAGCUCCUAUCCCCUGCCCUCCUGCUAGGCGUGGUUAAUGCUGCCGCCAUCGAGAAACGCUGGACCAACGGAGGCUCUUCCACCGGGACUACAGACCCGAAUGUCUCCAGCAGCUAUUACUUUGGCAUCACUAUCGCCCAGUUGGUGAACUGGAAUCCAUCCUUGUCAUCAACUGACUCCUCAACCACCACGAAUAAUUCAGGAAAUACCCCCUCGCCAACCCAGAGCGGCCUAAUCUCUACCUGUAACGCCUUCUACAAGGUCCAGGUGAAUGAUAUCUGCUACGACAUAGCAAGCUAUUAUGGUAACUUUACAUUGGAUCAAUUCUAUGAAUGGAAUCCUUCCGUCAAGUCCGACUGCUCAGGACUCCAGGCUGGCUAUUACGUCUGCAUUGGAGUCGCUGCGUCUUCUACCACCGUCGCAACAGCUGAUCCUGCAACCACCACGGCGGCGACCACCACUACCCCAAACAUCCCACAACAGUCUGGAAUUGCAAAAGACUGUAAUAAGUAUUAUUUUGUGAAGCGUGGUGACACCCGUCCCGAGAUCGCUUCGGAGUAUGGCAUUGGUCUGUCUACAUUCUACCGCUGGAACCCAGCUGUUGGUCCAGAUUGCAGAACACUUAUCUCUAGCUAUUAUGUUUGUGUUGGCGUCUCUGGUUCAUUAUCCCCAACCACCACCGCAACUGACUCCACAGGCCCAUCUCCCACCCAAGACGGCAUCACCCUAGACUGCGUUAAGUGCCAUAAGGCUGUGGCCGGCGACAACUGCUGGUCCAUUGUUCAUGACAAAUACACAUACCUCACAUCCGACCAGUUCUAUGCCUGGAACCCUGCUGUGGGCAAAUCAUGCGCCCACCUACAGCUUGGAUAUUACUUCUGUGUCGCUACGAAGACGGCUCAGCCGAUGCCGGACACCAUUGGUACUUGCAAAAAGUGGCAUAAAGUUGCCAAGGGUGAUAGCUGUUGGACAAUUGAGCAGAAAUACUCCAUUACUGUAAAGCAGUUUUGA
This is a messenger RNA of Aspergillus tanneri, 1023 nucleotides long. RefSeq lists its product as uncharacterized. The coding region runs from base 1 to 1023 and encodes 340 amino acids. NCBI's taxonomy places the organism in Eukaryota, Fungi, Ascomycota, Eurotiomycetes, Eurotiales, Aspergillaceae. The transcript is spliced from 6 exons. The record is from RefSeq and is a predicted model, not a curated record.